This is a messenger RNA of Insectozyma verbasci, 2439 nucleotides long. The record is from the annotation of a GenBank genome assembly. Lineage: Eukaryota; Fungi; Ascomycota; Pichiomycetes; Serinales; Debaryomycetaceae.
AUGUUUAAAAAGGUGUACAAAUUUAAUCUAGCUAAUAGUGUUAGAUUAUCUGAACCAAAACUAUUCUACACAUUACCUAUAAAUUUUUCCCAUAAUUAUUCAACAAAAUCAACAGUUAUUCAAUUAUUAAAUAAUAUUGGAUCAAAAAGAGAAGUUGAACAAUAUUUAAAAUAUUUCACAUCUGUAUCUCAACAACAAUUUGCUGUGAUUAAAGUUGGUGGAGCUAUUAUAACUCAACAAUUGAAUGAAUUAGCAUCAUGUUUAGCAUUUUUAUACCAUGUUGGUUUAUAUCCAAUAGUUUUACACGGUACGGGGCCACAAAUAAAUGAAUUAUUAGAAAAUGAAGGUGUUGAACCGGAAUAUGAAGAUGGUAUUAGAAUAACAAAUCCAAAAACAAUGGAAGUUGUACGUAAAUGUUUCUUGGAACAAAAUUUAACUUUGGUGACUGCCUUAGAAAAAAUUGGUGUUCAUGCUAGACCUAUAACUGGUGGUGUUUUCGAAGCAAAUUAUUUAGAUAAAGAUAAAUAUCAAUUAGUUGGUAAAAUCACUGGUGUUAAUAAAAAUCCCAUUGAAGCAGCUAUAAAUUCUGGAUAUUUACCAAUUUUAACUUCAUUAGCAGAAACUUCAAGUGGUCAGUUAUUAAAUGUUAAUGCGGAUGUAGCUGCUGGUGAAUUAGCAAGAGAAUUUGAACCUUUAAAAAUUGUUUAUCUUAAUGAAAAAGGUGGUAUCAUAAAUGGUUCAACUGGUGAAAAAAUUUCAACAAUUAAUUUAGAUGAAGAAUUUGAUGAUUUAAUGAAGGAAAGUUGGGUUAAAUAUGGUACCAAAUUAAAAAUUAAAGAAAUUAAUGAUUUAUUACAACAUUUACCAAGAUCUUCCUCAGUUGCAAUUAUAGAUGUUAAUGAUUUACAAAAAGAAUUAUUUACUGAUUCUGGUGCUGGUACAUUAAUUAGAAGAGGUUAUAAAUUAGUUAAUAGAAAUUCUUUAAGUGAAUUUGGUAAUCCUGAUUUAUUAAGAAAUGCUUUGUUGAGAGAUCCAGAAAUUAAACUGGGUAAAUUAUCGGUUGCAUCAUAUUUAAAAUUUUUAGAAGGUAUAAAUUUUAAAAGUUAUGGUGAUGAACCAUUGGAAGUAUUAUCAAUUGUUUUAGAAAAUGGUAAAUUUCCAAAAUUAGACAAAUUUUUAUCAUCAAAAACUGGUUGGUUAAAUAAUGUAACUGAUAAUAUUUUCAAUUCAAUAAAGAAAGAUUUUGAUGAAUUAUUUUGGAUUGUAAAUGAAAAUGACUCCAAUCUUGCUUGGUAUUUUUCAAAAUCAGAUGGUUCAUUUGCUAAAAAUGGUCAAAUUUUAUUUUGGUAUGGUUUAAAUACAAAUGAAGUUAGUGAAUUAAUUAAAGAUUUCGAUACUUCAUCAAUUGGUUCAGCUUUAGCUUCAAAUGUUUUCACCAAUGGUCAACAAAAAAGAGGAUAUCAUAAACGUGCAUAUUCAACUAAAAAAGUUGCAUUAAUUGGAGCAAGAGGUUAUACUGGACAAAAUUUAAUUAAAUUAAUUGAUAAUCAUCCAUAUUUAGAAAUUAGUCAUGUUUCAAGUAGAGAAUUAGAAGGUCAAAAAUUACAAGGUUAUAAUAAAGAUAAUAUAGUUUAUUCAAAUUUACAACCUGAAGAUAUUAAAAAAUUGGAACAAGAUAAAAAAGUUGAUGUUUGGGUAAUGGCAUUACCAAAUGGAGUUUGCAAACCAUUCGUUGAUGUAAUUGAUGCAGUUGGUAAUCCAGAUUCGAAAAUUAUUGAUUUAUCAGCAGAUUAUAGAUUUGAUACUUCUGGUGAAUGGGUUUAUGGAUUACCUGAAUUAAAUGAUAGAUCAAAAAUAGCCAAUGCUAAAAAAAUUUCAAAUCCUGGUUGUUAUGCAACUGCAGCACAAAUUGCAAUUGCUCCAUUAAAGAAAUAUAUUGAUGGUAUACCUAAUAUUUUUGGAGUUUCUGGUUAUUCAGGUGCUGGUACAAAACCAAGUUCUAAGAAUAAUGUUGAAUUAUUACAAAAUAAUUUAAUACCAUAUUCAUUAACUGAUCAUGUACAUGAAAAAGAAAUUAGUUCACAAUUAAAUUUACCAGUUGCUUUUACACCUCAUGUUGCACAAUGGUUUCAAGGUAUCUCACAUACUAUAAAUAUUCCAAUUAAAAGAGAAAGUUUAACAUCAAGAGAAAUUAGAAAUAUAUAUCAAGAUAGAUAUCAUGAUGAAAAAUUAAUUACUAUAAAUGGUGAUGUUCCUUUAGUUAAAGAUAUUUCAAAUAAACAUGGGGUUAUAGUUGGUGGAUUUGCAGUAAACUCAAAUCAGGAUAGAGUUGUAAUUGUUGCAACUAUAGACAAUUUAUUAAAAGGUGCAGCUUCUCAAUGUUUGCAAAAUAUUAAUUUAUCACAAGGUUUUAAUGAAUAUGAAGGUAUUCCUCUUUAG